Tripterygium wilfordii is the source of this 1976-nucleotide messenger RNA. Its product is annotated as protein S-acyltransferase 18-like. The record is from RefSeq and is a predicted model, not a curated record. Gene Ontology annotation, biological process: protein targeting to membrane; peptidyl-L-cysteine S-palmitoylation. The transcript is spliced from 9 exons. Lineage: Eukaryota; Viridiplantae; Streptophyta; Magnoliopsida; Celastrales; Celastraceae. Gene Ontology annotation, cellular component: Golgi apparatus; endoplasmic reticulum. Gene Ontology annotation, molecular function: protein-cysteine S-palmitoyltransferase activity. The coding region runs from base 334 to 1848 and encodes 504 amino acids.
AUUGAGGAUAGAUAUGUCUUAAAAAGUAUCGGUCCAGAUGGGAUCUGGAAGUCAUCAGAUCUGGGUCCCGUAGUUUUCCCCACAUGUCACAGCCGUUCAAUCUCACAGAUCUGAAUCGGUAGAGAUGUUUAAAUUUCAAAACCCUAGUAAUCGACCGUUGGAGAGAUAUGUACCCACCCCUCAUUUUGAGUGUGAACUUUCAAUAAACAAACCAACAAAGGAGGUUUUUUGCUCACGUACAGACUUCAUAUCCUUUACUCUAUGGACAGCUGAAACUUUUCAUAGACCCAAAUCCCAAUUUUGGCUUUUUUGAUAGGAGAAGCUGUGAAAGCAAUGCUUGUGAGGCGCCAUGGAUGGCAACGUCCUCUCCACUCUUUACAGAUUGUGGGGAUGGUGGUAUACUGUUUUCUGGUGGUAGUAUUUUACACAUUUCUUGGGCUUUUAUUGGGGAAUAGAGCUGCUGAAAUCACCGUCACCACUAUCUAUUCCUUUGUGGCACUUUCAGUUAUGUUACUAUUUAUUAGAUGCACUGCCAUUGACCCGACAGAUAAGACCAGAUUUCGAAAGAAGAGAAGAGGGAAAUCUAGUGGGUUUGCGAAGCUGAAUUAUGGGUUCAUAUUUAGUCAGAUAAUUAUGAGGUUUUUUAGGAGGGUGGAGAGGAAAAUUCUAAGGACUUUCAUAAGGAGGACGUAUUUGGAUCAAUGGAAGACCGGGCCUCAAAUGGAGCACUUGCUGCCAUUCCCUUUUGUUGUGAAGGAUGAGGCGGUUUCACCUGACCCCAAAGAGGAUGACAUCUCCUUUUGCUCGCUAUGCGAUUUUGAGGUGAAGAAACACAGUAAACAUUGUAGAACUUGCAACCGUUGCGUUGAAGGGUUUGAUCACCACUGCAGGUGGUUAAAUAAUUGUGUUGGCAAAAGGAAUUACACUACAUUCAUUCUUCUAAUGAUAUCAGUGCUGUUAUUGCUAAUCAUGGAAGGAGGAACUGCCAUUGCCAUUUUUGUCAGGUGCUUUGCAGAUAAAAAAGGACUAGAGGAGGAGCUGAAGAGGAGGUUCUAUGUAGAGUUUCCUAGAGCAGUUCUUGCUACUAUAUCGGUUUUGCUGUUUCUGUUGACAACCUAUUGUUCAGCAGCAAUGGGGCAGCUAUUCUUCUUUCAUGUGGUUCUCAUAAGGAAGGGAAUGCGAACAUAUGAGUACAUCAUGGCAAUGAAAGAGGAGAAUCAACCAACGGACCUAUUCAAUGAUUCAGACUCCUCGUCAGAUGAAAGCAUGGACUUUGACUCACCUGAGAAGCCAACAUUUGUAUCCAGGUUUAUUUGCAGAGGUCGGAAACUAAAUCAGAGCCCAACAAGGUUAUCAAUAAGGAUUGAUGGAGAUCCUGAGUCCUCCACUAGAACCAAGAAAGACGGCUUCCAGUUCCAGGUGAGUAUUGACCCGUGGAAACUGAUAAACAUGAGCAGAGAUAAAGCAGUAUUAGCAGCAGAGAUGGCCAGAGAAAGGCUUAAGAAACAGAAGCCAGAGAAUGAUCCAUUGAAGCCACUACCACUCGAGACAAAGCAAGGGCCACUGAUAAACCCAGAGAACACGAUGGGCAAUACAGUGUCAGGUUCAGCACCACAUAUAAGCAAAGGGAGGAAUCCAGGGUCACCAGGAAGGUUUUCAAGUCCAAGAAGACGAUUUUCUGGCUCUGCUGGAAUGUUCUCAAGCAUUAUGCCAUCCCCAAUGCAAAAGUACAGGAGCAGUUUCGACUUGAAGCUAACAGAUGUGUCCAAGGAGCUCGAAACCUACAUUUCCAGGCAGGUUUUAUGUUCUGUAAUAAAAAAAGAUGGGAGUGAGGCAUCUCCAAGAUAGGAACUUUGGUAUGGGAUUUUACUUCUCAGCCUUUGAGAAAGAUACACUUGUUCAUCUGUAUAAUCUUAUUGAGAAUCUUUCCAAUUAAAUUUAUGAAUACAUCUUAUACUGCUUUUGCAUAUUAUUAA